GCAUGACUGGACAUACCCUUAACAAUACAGAUGACCAACAAAGGACAUUCGAUUCUCAAUUCCACGUGCAGGAGGCACCCAGAAGAAGCUUUGUCUCUGGGAGGACUUCACCUGGCAACACCUCACAUGGAACAGGUAGUAGGAGACGCUGAACUCCCCAGAGGGACUUGUCCAAUCGGAUGGUGAAAGGUAGGACUGGGACAGUGGUCUCCUGCCAGCAGAUGGGCUUUGGGAGGAGCCAAGGGCAUAAAAAGUAACUGUGUCAGAAUGGCCCGGGACUUUUUGAAACUUGCUCUUUACUCAUGGGUUUUUGGAUUGGGGCUUUUUUUGAGAGUCUGCUUUUGCAUUUGAGGCUUGGUGAUUAGAGGGGCUUUUUGAAUCUUAUAUUUGUGCUUUGGCUCCAGCCUCCUGAGGUCUGCUUCUUGUCCUGGCCCUAGCCUGUUUUUGCCCCUUUUUUUUUUUUUUUAACUGAGUGAACUAGGUUGGAAAAUACCUUUGAGAUCAACUAGUGACCUGUGUCCUAACCUAGCACCUCCUCAUCAACUAAACCAUGGCACUGAGUGCCACAUUCCAGGGACAGUGACUCCACCACCUUCUUGGCAGCCAAUUCCAGUGCCCAAUCACUCUUCCCGUGAAGAAUUUUUUUUUUUCUGAUAUCUAAUCUAAACUUUCCCUGGCACAGCUUAAGAUUGUGUCCUCUAGUUCUGUCAAUCCUUGCCUGGAGAAGAGACUGACUACCACCUGACAACAGCCAGGUAGUUGUAGAGAGUGAUAAGGUCUCCCCUAAGCUUCCUUUUCCCGGGCUAAACAACCCCAGCUCCCUCAACUGUUCUUCAUAUGGCUUGUGUUCCAAGUCCUUCAUCAAUCACCCUUGUUGCCCUUGCCUGUGUUCAAAAUCCCUCCUAAACUGAGGGGCCCAGAACUGGACACAGUACUACUCAAGGUGCAGAUGUUCAGUUGUAAUGUAAGUAAGCCUAGUUCUAUGCAGCGGCUCUCUGCACUUAGUGUUUACUUUUUGCAGUCAAUUUUUUACUUCCGUUGGUAGCUUGCACCUAUUGCUUCUAUCUCCACGCGAACGCUAGGUCAGAGGGAAAGAGUAUUGCGCUUUACCUAGUGCUCUGCCAGUGUCAUUUUCUUUUUUUCCCUUGCACGUUCGGGACCGCGGCCACUGAGGGCUGGGCUGCCCCGCCCCUGCUCUGCGCAGGCGCGGGGCGCGCGGGCCGCCGGGAGCCGCGCGGUUUGAAGGCACAGCCAUGGCGGGAGUGACCCGGGAUGCGGCCCCGGCUUCGGCCCCGGCGUGGUCCCAGGACAGCGACGGAGGCUUCGGCGAGGUGGAUAUCCGCACUCUGCUCCGCCUGAAGGACCGAAUGAAGGAGCAGCUCAUAGAGUACAACACGGCUGUUCUUGCCAGUCAGGAAAAUUUCCUUGAUCAAGGAAUUGAAGAAAACUUUAUCCAGAGUGCCACACGGGAUUUGGAAAGAGAUCUAGAAGAAGCCAAAGUGUCUUUCCAGAACAAGACAUUGGCCUUGCAAAGGAUCCAAAUUAUGGAUGCCCUAAGAAACAAAUUGAAACAAGAGGAUGAGGACUCACGGUAUGCAACUGUUUCCUUCCUUAGUCUGAUCAUGGAAACAAUGAAACACAUAGUAUUGCUCAGCCGGACAAUAAUUGACUACCAGCAGCAAGUAUGUCAGAAGGAACAGCAGCUGAUUGACAUUAAAAGGAAAAGACUCUCACUAAAAAAAAAUGGAGGACAGAAACUACAGCAAAUUCAUACCAUGAUGAAAAAGCCAAAGGAGGAACAAGCAAGAGUGAAUGUAACUGAAAAAGAGAAGAUGCUUGCUAAAUUAGAAAAAGAAAGACAGAUGACUACAAUUAUUCAAAAUGUGUUCCAGAACAUCAUUAUUGGAAGCAGAGUUAACUGGGCAGAAGAUCCAUCUUUAAAGGCAAUUGUUCUACGGCUUGAAAAAAAUGUGUAACUUCAGUGAGUCCGGAGACGUGGUGUUUAUUUGCUACAGUGUUUAUUUUCUUCAGUGCAUUUUAACUAAACUUGAUAGAUUAUAUUUAUCUCAAAAACAAACUUAAAGAAUUUAAAAAUUUUACCUUUCUGGAAGAUGUUGUUCUCUCCAGAGAAUUAGAAUGUGUCAAAGCAGACAGUAGAGCUGGUUAAAUUACCUGAAGACUCGCUUCUCAAGCUGUCCUGUCUGAAGCACUUAUUUUCCUCUGAAAGGCAGCAAGAACACAAGACAAGUUUCAAGGUUUCAUGUAGAAGCAGACUUAAACUGAGGAUUUGCUGUACCCCUUUCCUGGGGACCAGCAGGCCAUAGAGCUCAAGCAGGAUGCACGACCCUGCUCAGUCCCAGUAAAAAGCUCAAUCAGGAAAAUUUAUUAAUAAGUCUGGAGUUGGGAUUAUUUUUUGUUUUUAAGGCAUUAUGUAUCAUUUUAAACACCAGAAACUUUAUGCUUUCCUUAGCAGUUACUCUCACUAUGAGAUGACUUCAUACUGUCAGCUGUGCAGCUAAGCAGUAUUUUAAUUCCACGUCUUCAUUAGCAUUUGCGCUUUUUUUAGUUGGUGUUGUUUGAUGUUUGAUGUUUGAAGGAAAUCGACUCUUGGGUUGACUACACACUUUAGGAGUGUGUAGUGUCCCUGUUAUCUUGGUGUCUAACUUCAUUUUUAACUUGGUGAGUGAUCACUAGCUAUUUUUUGAAGGUGGAUGCCUUAAUCUAAUAAUAAAAAUAAAACGCUGA
Molecule: messenger RNA, 2745 nt
Organism: Passer montanus (Eurasian tree sparrow)
Lineage: Eukaryota; Metazoa; Chordata; Aves; Passeriformes; Passeridae
Gene: CENPH
Product: centromere protein H
Exons: 10
Coding region: 1254-1976 (240 amino acids)
Biological process (GO): kinetochore assembly; mitotic spindle organization; chromosome segregation
Cellular component (GO): nucleus; kinetochore
Molecular function (GO): kinetochore binding
Source: RefSeq, a predicted model, not a curated record